AUGUCAAACACUUGUCUGAUUGUCGGUUGCGGAGUUUUCGGCCUUUCUUCUGCUGUCGAUUUAGCUAAACAGCGUGUCUUCGACAGGAUCGUUGCCAUUGAUGCAGAAGCCGUACCAUCUAGUAUGUCAGCUGCAAACGACUUGAACAAAAUCGUCCGUCCAGAGUAUGCAGAUAUAAAGUAUAUGAAGCUUGCAUUAGAAGCAAUGGACUCUUGGAGAUCCAAUUCUCCGGUAUCUUCUGCAUAUCAUGAAAGCGGCCGCUUAAGUAUCAAUUCAAAAGACCCAAACAGACGUCAAUUUGACUCUGUCUCUCAAGCAAACUUACGAAAAUUGUUGGGCAAAGAUGCAUUAAUGGAUCUCAAAUCUCCAGACGAGAUUCGUAAAAAAUUUCCAACUUUCUUAUCGAACGCUCCAUUAAAUGAAGAUAUCUCGGCUGUCUUUAAUGAACGCGCUGGCUAUGCCAGUGCGUCCGAGGCUGCUUCAGCAGCUGUGGAGACAGAAGACGGUUCAGUCAUCCAAGCGGAUACAAUUUUACUAGCCAUAGGUGCUUAUAUGAAUGCCUACGUUCAUACAGACCGUAGGGUUAUAGCCAAAGGAUUACCGGUCGCUCAUAUGCAAUUAACAGAAGAUGAAUACAAUCAUUACAAAAAUAUACCAAUUGUUUUUGACCCCGACGUAGCCUACAUCUUUCCCCCGGAUCCAAAAAGCAAACUACUAAAGUUCUCUAGCGCCGGCUAUGAAUAUGUGUACAAUACACGGACUCGUUACAAUGAAUCCAUCAUUACCUCUAUACCAACUACACCAUCUCAAUACACUGAUAUCCCUGAUUACGCUAAAGAAAGCAUUUAUCGUUUUCUACGGAUGUACCUUCCUGAAUUAGCGGAUCGCCCUCUAGAGAAGUGUAAGAUGUGCUGGAUCUCUGACACUUCCGAUUCCGAGUUCUUAAUUGAUAAAUUACCUGGAACAGAUAAUGUUCUCAUUGUUAAUGGAGACAGUGGUCAUGCUUUCAAGUUUUUACCCAACAUAGGCAAGUACGUUACUCAGAAAAUACGCGGUACACUAUCGACUGAAUGGCGAGAAGCUUGGAAAUGGAAGAAUGUGGACGAACACAGUAGGGAAGUGAAAUGGAGAGGUUCUCAAACUUUAGCUGAUCUGAAGGAUGUCAGUUUUACGCCAAACAAGUGA
Schizosaccharomyces octosporus yFS286 is the source of this 1185-nucleotide messenger RNA. RefSeq names its product L-saccharopine oxidase. The record is from RefSeq and is a predicted model, not a curated record. The transcript is spliced from 2 exons. Bases 1 to 1185 code for a protein of 394 amino acids. Gene Ontology annotation, molecular function: saccharopine oxidase activity; flavin adenine dinucleotide binding; sarcosine oxidase activity. Lineage: Eukaryota; Fungi; Ascomycota; Schizosaccharomycetes; Schizosaccharomycetales; Schizosaccharomycetaceae.